AUGAAGAGAGAAGAAACAACCAUCGAGAGACGUCUAACCCAGCUGAAAACGCAUCUGAUCGGGUUUGACAAUGAUCAUGUUGAGAUUAAUUCAACAAGCAAUACCGAUCCUAACAGCAUUGUUUUUAAUGCCAGACCAAUAGAAAAUGAUGAUUUUGACAAGGGAUAUUUGCAAUUACUUUCGCAACUCACUUCUGUUGGUGAUAUUUCAAAGGAGGCUUUCACACAUCGUUUAUCAAAAAUGGACAACGAUGUUUAUAGAAUAGUCGUGAUUGAAGAUCCUACUUCAAAAAAGAUUGUUGCUGCAGCAACAGUUUUUGUGGAAUUGAAAUUUGUACACAAUUGUGGAAAAGUUGGCCAUAUCGAGGAUGUAGUUGUAGAUUCUUCUGUAAGAGGUCAGUAUUUGGGUGUUAAAGUCAUUGAGGCAUGUAAGCAAUUUGCCAAAGAAAAGGGUUGUUACAAAACCAUAUUGGACUGCUCUGAAAGGAAUGUUUCAUUCUAUGAGAGAUGUGGAUUUAAGAAAAAGGAAUUGCAAAUGAGAUUUGAUCACGAAUAA
Naegleria gruberi is the source of this 555-nucleotide messenger RNA. RefSeq names its product acetyltransferase. The transcript has a single exon. The coding region runs from base 1 to 555 and encodes 184 amino acids. The record is from RefSeq and is a predicted model, not a curated record. Gene Ontology annotation, cellular component: endoplasmic reticulum-Golgi intermediate compartment; endoplasmic reticulum; Golgi apparatus. Gene Ontology annotation, molecular function: glucosamine 6-phosphate N-acetyltransferase activity; monosaccharide binding. Lineage: Eukaryota; Heterolobosea; Eutetramitea; Acrasida; Naegleriidae. Gene Ontology annotation, biological process: UDP-N-acetylglucosamine biosynthetic process.